AUGGCCUUUGAGGAUCUCCUACCUGAAGUUGGAGAUAUGGGAAGAUUCCAGAUCCUUCAGGUCCUUUGUUUGGCUAUCCCUCUAGUAUUUAUAGCUAGCCAUUGUCUGAUAGAGAACUUCACUGCCUUUGUCCCUGAGCACCGGUGCUGGGUUCACUUACUUGACAAUACCUCAGAUUUGCUCAAUGUCAAUGGGAACCUUAAUUUUAGUUCCCUUCUAAAGCUUUCCAUCCCCCUGGAUUCCAAUGGGAAACUAGAGAGGUGUUGCCGAUACUUCUGGCCACAGGGGCAGCCCUUGGGUCCAAAUGUCAUAGGACAAAACAUGAGUCAACUGGAGAUGGAGCUGUGUGUGGAUGGCUGGGUUUAUGACCAAAGCCUCUUCACUUCUUCCAUUGUGACUGAGUGGGACCUAGUGUGUGACUCCUGGACACUGAAGUCCUUGUCUCAGUCUGUAUUCCUCGCUGGGAUUCUGGUGGGAUAUCCCAUAUGGGGCUAUCUCUCAGACAGGUUUGGGAGAAAACGGAUGCUGCCUCCAAGUUACCUCAUGCUGGCUGUCUCCAGCACUGGGGCUGCCUUUGCCCAGUCAUUCCCAGUUUACUGUUGCCUUCGCUUCCUGCUUGGGUUUUUGAUAUCAGGAAUCAUACUUUGUGGUGGGACCCUUGUUAUAGAAUGGACCACCAGCCAGCACCGGCCCCUGGUAGCAGUCAUAUUAUCAUUGUGCAUCAGUCUGGGGUAUCUGUUUCUUGGGGUUCUGGCCUAUGGCCUCCAGGAGUGGCGCAGACUCCAGCUGGUAGUGUCUGCUCCCUUCUUUGCCUUCUUCCUGACCUCUUGGUGGUUGCCAGAAUCUGCUGGAUGGCUGAUUGUCCAAAACAAAUAUGAUGAUGCCUUAAAGGUGCUCAGAAAAGUUGCAAAAACCAAUGGAAUAAAGGAUAAGACCCUAACUGUAGAGGCUUUGAGAUCCACCGUGGAGAUGGAGCUGGAUGCAGCACAAACCCGUUAUACCAUGUUGGAUUUGGUCCACUUUCCAAUCCUGCGUACGAGAAUCCUCUGUAUGUCCUUUGCAGGUUUCACAACAGGGAUGCUUUUUUAUGGGCUCUCUCUGGAUAUUCAGAACUUGGGGAGCAAUAUUCAAAUGCUCCAAGUUCUUUUUGGAGCUUCUGCCUUCCUAAGUAGUUUUGUGGCCUUGUUCAUCAUGAACUCCCUUGGCCGUCAAAUGAUAGCAGUGGCCUGCCUCCUUCUUGCUGGACUGUUCGUACUUCCUGGUGCAUUUCUGUCUGAAGAAAUUUUGCGUGUGGUUUUGGCAGUACUAGGAAUCAGCUGUAUUGUGAUCUGUGCUUCCUGCAAUGCUGUGUAUUCCACUGAGCUCCUACCCACAGUAGUCAGGUACAUGUGCAGGGGACUCAUUCUCACAGGAGAUCAGAUUGGGGCAGUGCUGGCCCCAUUGGUGAAUACACUCAGGCACUACAUUCCAGCCCUGCCACAGUUCAUCUUUGCCAUCAUAGGCAUCUCUUCCAGCUUCGUGGUCUUCUUCUUCCUCCCUGAAACCAAGAACAAGCCAAUGCCUGACACCAUCCAAGAUAUAGAAUGUGGGCAUUCAAGAGAAGAAGCGAGACCAAGAGAAGAACGUGACACCGCGGUGAAAAUAAGCCAGUUUUAG
This is a messenger RNA of Trichosurus vulpecula (common brushtail), 1656 nucleotides long. Its product is annotated as solute carrier family 22 member 10-like. The transcript is spliced from 10 exons. Gene Ontology annotation, cellular component: membrane. The record is from RefSeq and is a predicted model, not a curated record. Gene Ontology annotation, biological process: transmembrane transport. Gene Ontology annotation, molecular function: transmembrane transporter activity. Bases 1 to 1656 code for a protein of 551 amino acids. NCBI's taxonomy places the organism in Eukaryota, Metazoa, Chordata, Mammalia, Diprotodontia, Phalangeridae.